AUGCCUCGACCGAAUAACGCGCAGCUCGAGAACGCCAUCACUAAAGAUCCACCAACUCCACCAGCUUUACCGACGUUACCAACUUUACCGGCGUUACCACCACCGCCACCGAAUCCGCCUGCUUUACCCGAACAACAGAAACGCAAUCGCGACGACCGAGCACAAGAGAAUCAUGCUCCCAAAGCAAGGAAAAGCGUCAACAUGAUAAUGGGGGCCAUCGAAGCUUGCAGCUACUCUGUUCGAGCUAUCAAAGAAUACAGUAGACAGACCGCCAGCGCGCCCAAAGUCCCACAAGAUCCGCCGAAGAGGACGCCUUUGGUAUUUACCAAAGCCGACACAAUCGUGCUGCAUAAACCGCAUAACGACGCCCUCGUCGUUGAACUACUUCUCGACGACGUCGAAGUUAGCCGCAUUCUGGUCGAUACAGGCAGUUCGGUCAACAUCAUCUUCAAGGAGGCACUCGAUCAGCUUGAUUUAUCGUCCGAUAGGAUUGAGCCUUUUAUCGAGCCACUUACAGGUUUCGAUGGAGAUCGUUGCAUGACGGUCGGCAUGGUCAACAUCCCAAUCUACCUCAGUGGAAUCGCAAAGAUUAUCCAGUUCCUCAUCCUCGACAAACCGGCGAUCUUCAACGCUAUUCUCAGUACGCCUUGGUUACACGCGAUGAAAGCGGUCGCCUCGACGUACCAUCAAUGCCUGAAGUUCCCGACUCCCGAUGGUGUCUACACUCUCCGAAGAAACCAAGUCGUCGCUCGAUCAUGCUACAUAAACGAAUGCAAACUUCAUUUAGUAGACCAAGCUUGUGUCAUCAGUUCGUUAGGACCGACGAACGAGCUCGUUGUCCAGCAGGCAAAACCUAAGCAGGAGUCGAUUGUUCAAGUUUGCAUCGACGAACUAAGACCAGAGCGUCAAGUCGGAAUCGGCGCCGAACUCGACCCACACAUCCGCGAGCCACUUAUUCACUUUCUGAAACAGCAUUCGUCAACCUUUGCUUGGUCGCCAAUUAAGCAGAAACGCCGAAAGCUCGGACCAGAGAAGGCACAGGCCGUCAACGAUGAAGUCGAGCGGUUGCUCAAAGCAGGAUCCAUCACCGAAGUCAAAUAUCCCGAUUGGUUAGCAAACCCCGUAGUAGUCAAGAAGAAGAAUGGUAAAUGGAGAAUCUGCGUCGACUUUACCGAUCUCAAUAAGGCGUGUCCGAAAGAUAGCUUUCCUUUGCCUCAUAUCGACCACCUUGUGGAAGCGACUGCCGGGAACAAACUACUCUUGUUCAUGGACGCAUUCUCCGGAUAUAAUCAGAUUCUUAUGCAUCCGCAAGAUCGAGAAAAGACGUCGUUCAUCACAGACCGCGGCAUAUACUGCUAUAAGGUCAUGCCCUUUGGCCUGAAGAAUGCUGGAGCAACGUACCAACGACUGGUAAACCGGAUGUUCGCAAGCCAGCUCGGGCGAACUAUGGAAGUUUACAUCGAUGAUAUGCUUGUGAAAUCACUCAUCGCUUCCGAUCACGCCGGUCAUCUUCGCACAUGCUUCGACAUCUUGGACCAGUAUGGCAUGAAGCUUAAUCCCACUAAGAUAAAAUUAUGUUCAAACAUCAUCUACUACAUACCGAUCUAG
This is a messenger RNA of Eutrema salsugineum, 1608 nucleotides long. RefSeq lists its product as uncharacterized. Lineage: Eukaryota; Viridiplantae; Streptophyta; Magnoliopsida; Brassicales; Brassicaceae. The transcript is spliced from 2 exons. The coding region runs from base 1 to 1608 and encodes 535 amino acids. The record is from RefSeq and is a predicted model, not a curated record.